CUCUCUCUCUCUUUCUGAUUCUGGCAAUUCUUAUAUUAUUCUAAUUUUUCCCCCUAUUGUAUGAAAUGCAGGCACAAUUGUCCGAAUAGCAUCAAUUUCACCAUUUUUAAUUCCUCGAUUUUGCAUAUUUAAUCUUGGAAUCUCUACCCAAUUCCUCACCCAUCCAGCUCAUUCAUUUGGGAAUGUUUCUUUUCAUCCAUUGCCCAAUUCCUCUAUCACGCACCCUUUUUCAUUCUUUCCAAAUUUAAUCUUUGACGUUUCUUUAUGGGUUGCGCAACUUCGAAGCAACCACCGGUCUGCCGGAACUGCCAGACACCCUGUUCGCCGAUGUCACGGAGCUACUCAAUGCAUGUCCAUCACCCGCCUCAGCGAGAAGGCGAUAGCUACCAUAUGGUGGCUCUCACCUCCUCCACAUUAGGGUCUCUUAAGCUCGAUCCAUCAACUCAAAGUCACCCUGUCAAUGAAAACAGUUCUCCGACACAGAAUGGACAUGAUGAAAAGAAUGACGAUGAUGAUAAUGAGCACGAUCAGAGAAGCAAGGAGGAGUUCGCUAUGGGAGUGAUUGAGGCGAAAACAUGGUCUAAAAUGAUCAAUGAAAAGAUUCCAAAGGUUGGCCCAAAAACCCCAAUUCGAACGCCUCCCGGUGAGCCAGAGACGAUCGAUGCGUGGGAAUUGAUGGAGGGUCUCGAAGAUACUAGUCCUGUUCGGCCACCCCAUCAUCGUCGUAGUUUUUCCUUAAAUUUCCCUCCGAAAUCAAGUUCAUUCCAAUCUCAUUUUGAUCAUCCUGUACCGAAACUGCUAGAAAAUGGGGAAGCCUCCCCUAAACCAUGGUGGUUAGAGGUGGCAGAUAAUGACUCGAAUUCCAAUUCGAAUGCAACAUCCAUAGUGUCUGAGUUUGAUCCAGAUGUGAUUUCAACCUUCAGAAAAGCACUAGAGGAUCUUCCGCCGGCCAACCCUUUUCACAUCAAGCCAUUGUUCAGUGAAUUGCCACAGGCCAUGGCCGGCAAGGAUCAGGUUCAAACAUUGGAGGUAACGGAUGCGAAGAAAGUUAACGACUUUGUCUCUGAGUAUAAAUGUGGGACACCUGCUAAGGACAAGGUUGUUGUCUACUUCACCAGCUUAAGAGGGGUGAGGAAGACAUUUGAGGAUUGUUGCCAUGUAAGAGUGAUAUUAAAGGGAUUGGGUGUUAAGGUUGAUGAGAGGGAUGUAUCAAUGCAUUCGGGGUUUAAGGAUGAGUUGAAAGAGCUAUUGGGAGCCGGGUUCAAUGGUGGUGGUUUGCCAAGGGUGUUUUUGGGGAGGAAAUACGUUGGUGGGGCUGAAGAAAUACGGCGAAUGCACGAAGAAGGAAAGCUUGAGAAGAUAGUAGAAGGUUGUGAAAUGGUGGAUGAUUGUGGUGGAGGUGGAGGUGGGGGAGUUUGUGAGGCAUGUGGGGAUAUAAGGUUUGUGCCCUGUGACACAUGUUCAGGGAGUUGUAAGAUUUAUUAUGAAGGUGAUUAUGAUGAAGAAUCUGAUGAAGAAUGUGAGUAUGGAUUUCAACGAUGCCCUGAUUGCAAUGAGAAUGGGCUUAUACGAUGUCCAAUUUGUUUCAUUUGAUUUCAAUGGCAUAAGUUCCAUGUUUCUUUUUCGCUUGGUGAGUUCGCUUACUGUACAGUGAGGAGUUUUGAGAUAGCUGCAAGAGAAGAUGGUGUCGAAUGGGUUCUAAUCUAGGAUUGUAAUACUUCAACUAUAUCAUGUUUUACAGGUAAACUUAAAGGGUUGUAUACAUUGUUUUUU
Molecule: messenger RNA, 1773 nt
Organism: Ilex paraguariensis (yerba mate)
Lineage: Eukaryota; Viridiplantae; Streptophyta; Magnoliopsida; Aquifoliales; Aquifoliaceae
Source: the annotation of a GenBank genome assembly